CCUUACGAUUUGUGUCCAAUCUGGUCUACCCACCCGUCUGAGCCGUCUCCCCUCCUUCGCAGGACUCAUUCUUCUGUGGCAGCGAGGGAGGAAAGGGAAAUGGGCGAUGAUCUUGAUGGGUUUCUAGGUGUCAAAAUGGGAUCGUUUGAGUUUUAUCUAGUUCUUAUUUGAUAUCUCUCUCUGUUGCUGAGGAUUAGUCGUGGGAGAGGUAGGGAACUCAGCAAAGGAAUCCGUCAGAAAGGUGAAACUUUGCUUUUUGGCAUUGGUAAAAAUCUUCUCUUCUUGAAUAUUUCGUCAUUUUUCAUUUUUAAAUUUAUUUUGGCGUGGGAUGUUUUUAUCUGAGUUUCCAGAUAGAAGAAAACAGGCAAGUUUUUCUUCAGUUCUUUUGUUUCUUCGGAUUCAUCUUAUUGUUUUCAUUUUUUUGAAAUCCAAGUUUGUGCUCGAGGGAGCUUUUACUGGUUGAGUUCAGGACUAUCUGUUUACUGUUGGAGCAGAAGGCUUUUCAGGGAUCUCUCGGUGUUGUCAUCAUUGUUUCUCUCUUACUGGCGUUUUUAACUUUCAAAGCACUUAGAGCAGGAACUCGAGAAGCGAGAUAAUGGAAUGAAGCAUUGAAGGGAGCUCCAUAAACAGAAACGAGACACCUUAGAGGCCGUUUUCUCUUUGAACAACAACAAAAACAAAACACACACAGAGAGAGAGAGAGAGAGAGAGAGAGAGUGAGCAAAAAAAAAAAAAAAAAAAGAUGAAAAGCGGCCUUAGAUGAUGUUUCUGUUAAAAUGAACCCUGAGGACACUUCCCUCGGAACCAGCUCUGUGGCCUCUCAAAGAUUCUAACACCGUGGAAGCAAGUACAUAUCAUGUUGAAGAAGAGUUCAAGAGGAGUAGGCAGCAAACAAGGCCUCGUGCCUGAUACUCUCUCCCUUCCGUCUCCCACUGUCAACCAUAACAAGCCCUCAGCCUCCUCUCUCUUCCCCUCCCCAAGGCCUUCUGUUGGCUUCUCUGCCAAGGGAUUCUCAGACUCUGAGGCUGCCAUGAGUCCAACCUCCAUCCUGGAAACCAAGCCCUUCUCUUCUUCCGUCAGGAACCCCUUUUUCUCUGAUAGAAACUCAAGGAAGCCUCCUUCAGAGGCUGCUGCUGCCAAUACCAUUUCAGAGAGCAGACACCGCCCUUGGGACAAUGGAGGUUCAGAACCUAUAGGGCUCGGCAUUGUCGAUGCUCUCAGCAACGAUAAAGCCGACGCAAAGUCUUCGAAGCCGGAUAGCAGGAUGGUGUUGUUUGGAUCACAGCUCAAGAUUCAGAUCCCUUCCGUUCAUCCUAACUCCAUCUCUCUGGCCGGGUCCUUCGAGACUCCUUAUUCUCCGAUAGAAUUCGGCAUCAAAAACGAGGAUUCCCAAUUGGCUCUUCUCUCCCCCGCCCGCCGCUCUCUGAUAAGGUUUCCCAAUAUGGGUCCUGAGGUGCCGGCCUCGUCUCCUCGGGUUUUCACAGGGAGCAUCUCUGCAAGUGAGAUGGAGCUAUCAGAGGACUAUACCUGUGUGAUCUCUCAUGGACCGAACCCGAAAACCACGCACAUCUUUGACAAUUAUAUCGUUGAAGAGAGCUCUGGUGAUGCGCGCGCUGCUUCAAAGGAUAAUAGGUUCACAGGCUAUCAUUCGAAUGAUUUCUUGAGCUUCUGCUAUGCAUGCAAGAAGGAUCUCGGAGAGGGGGAAGAUAUCUUCAUGUAUAGAGGUGAGAAAGCGUUCUGCAGCAAUGAGUGCCGCUACCAAGAGAUGCUCUUGGAUGAAAGGAUGGACAAGUGCUCACCAGAGUCGUAGCUUUCUUCUGGCUCAAACAUUUUUCAGUAAUGUAAUGUGUUUCCCGAGGGCCGAAAGAAAUCGUUAGUAGCCUUGGCAGAGUGAGUUUCUACUUUUCCGUAAAUUUGGGCAAUUAUGGGUUUAAAUCAAGCAGGACGGACAGGAUCCUAAUCACUGGAGGAUAACUUACAUGGCUUGGUGGGUGUCUUUUACCUCUUUUUUGCUUCCAAGAAGAGAUGAUGGGGGCUGGUGAGUUCUUGCAGGCUUGGUUCUGAUCAGAUCUUUGGUGGGUUUGUUCCACAUUUUUUUGGCUGAAUGAUGUACGAACUUUCAGAUACAUGUCGUCUGUUAUCUACUCAAUGUUUUUCGGAGCAAAUUUGGUGAAUUUGAUGCAUAUUUUUUCGCCUAAA
This is a messenger RNA of Phoenix dactylifera (date palm), 2199 nucleotides long. Lineage: Eukaryota; Viridiplantae; Streptophyta; Magnoliopsida; Arecales; Arecaceae. The record is from RefSeq and is a predicted model, not a curated record.